Micropterus salmoides (largemouth bass) is the source of this 1067-nucleotide messenger RNA. It is a transcript of the gene nme6, whose product is annotated as NME/NM23 nucleoside diphosphate kinase 6. Gene Ontology annotation, biological process: GTP biosynthetic process; UTP biosynthetic process; CTP biosynthetic process. Lineage: Eukaryota; Metazoa; Chordata; Actinopteri; Centrarchiformes; Centrarchidae. The coding region runs from base 250 to 798 and encodes 182 amino acids. The record is from RefSeq and is a predicted model, not a curated record. The transcript is spliced from 6 exons. Gene Ontology annotation, molecular function: nucleoside diphosphate kinase activity.
AGUAUUUACGAGCGGACUGACCGGUGCAAGGAGCCAUUCAGCGAUUAUUCGCAUAUUAACGUUAAAAUCACGUUGAUAGUACAGUAUGUCGUUACAUACACCAAAACAAAAUUACCAGUAGACACGAAGUGGAGACUUUAUAUUAAAGUAACGUGUAUAUAAUUGCGACAAUAUGGCGGCGCCCGUUGCUGCGCUCUCCUCUUCAACCUAACCAGCAGCGUUAUUUUGGGAACCAGUCAAACAGAGACAAUGUGGCUGACAGCUCGCAGCCUGUCCAAAGUGCUGCAGCUCACCCUGGCGGUGAUCAAACCAGAUGCUGUAGCUCAUCCUGUGAUGCUAGAGGCUCUUCACCAGACAAUCCUGGACAACAAGUUUGUGAUUGUUAGAUGCAAAGAUCUCGUGUGGAGGAGACAGGACUCCGAGAGGUUUUAUGCUGAACAUUCAGAGCGAUUCUUCUACCAAAGACUAGUUGAAUUCAUGUCAAGUGGUCCGAUGCGAGCAUACAUUUUAGCCAGAGAGGACGCCAUACGUCACUGGAGAGAACUGAUGGGACCGACCAAAGUGUUCAGAGCCAGAUAUACUGCGCCUGCUUCCAUCAGGGCCCAGUUUGGACUCACGGACACACGAAACACGACUCACGGCUCAGAUUCAGUCGAGUCGGCACAAAGAGAAAUCCGUUUCUUCUUCCCAGACUUCUGCGCAGAGGAAUGGAUGGAGAAGGAAGAGACAUCAUUCCGAUCAGGACAAAUGCAUUACGACGAUCAAAAACACAUCCAUACACUUUCAAUGCAAAGCUGAUCCCAGAACUGCUGUCUGUCACUGAUCUCCAGGGACCUCUUAGAAACUCUGCAAUUGUUAAUCGAUUGCUUGUACAACAAAAUGCAAGCUUCCAGAGAAGAUGCUACACAUAUAUAUAUAUAUAUAUAUAUAAAUAAAUAAAUAAAUAAUGUAUUCUGUGUGAUGAUCCCGGAAAAGCACACGUUUAAUGUUUUUUGUUUGCCAGCACAGUUUGUCAAAGUGCCAACAUGUUUAUCCCAUGUUUCUGUCAUUAAAACAUGUCCAAGAUA